Musca vetustissima is the source of this 2052-nucleotide messenger RNA. RefSeq names its product 6-phosphofructo-2-kinase/fructose-2,6-bisphosphatase 1 (gene Pfrx). Gene Ontology annotation, biological process: fructose 2,6-bisphosphate metabolic process; fructose metabolic process. Gene Ontology annotation, molecular function: ATP binding; fructose-2,6-bisphosphate 2-phosphatase activity; 6-phosphofructo-2-kinase activity. The coding region runs from base 257 to 1963 and encodes 568 amino acids. Gene Ontology annotation, cellular component: cytosol. The record is from RefSeq and is a predicted model, not a curated record. The transcript has a single exon. NCBI's taxonomy places the organism in Eukaryota, Metazoa, Arthropoda, Insecta, Diptera, Muscidae.
CAUUACCAUUAAACCCAAUACCACCAUCCAUAACUCCAGUUCCUCGCCCACCUUGCCCACCACAUGCUAUCCCUCUUCUUCUUCCGCUUCUUAUCAACCAAAUUUUGAACAAAUCAAAGAAAAAUUCAAAAACCAAGAAUCACAAACCCAACUGACCCUCUUGAAUUCCCUACUACUUUCCUCCGCAGCUAACGCCGCUCUUGUCAAGCACAUCCCUCACUCCUCGCUAGUACGUUCAGUAACAGCUACCAGCAUCAUGGACAUGCCCUACAACACUUCACCUUCGCUACGUGUACGCACCACAUCGCUGAAUCAGCUCAAGAAAACCGCCGAUUUGGCCAUUGAGAAUGAGCUGCAUGUCUGUCCCAGUGUUAUGCCGGAUGAGUUGCGCAAGCUGCUGCCACCCACCUCCGAAACCGUAAUGACCAAACCAUUUCCCAUACGCGGUGAGAGGGCCAUAUCGGAUGUUUCGACGCCUCAUGUCAUUGCCAUGGUUGGCCUACCGGCUCGUGGCAAAACGUUCAUCUCGAAAAAGCUGGCUCGCUACCUAAACUGGAUUGGCAUCUGUACGAGAGUCUUUAAUUUGGGCGAAUAUCGUCGUCAUGCCACCACCGCCUACAAAUCCCAUGAAUUCUUUAGGGCCGAUAAUGAGGAAGCCAUGGCCAUACGCAAUCGUUGUGCCCAUCAGGCUCUCCACGACUCCUGUGAAUGGCUGCUCAGUGGCCAAGGCAGCGUGGCCGUUUUCGACGCCACCAACUCCACCUACGACCGCCGUCAAAUGAUCUAUGAUGUGGUGGUGAAGCAGCAUGGCUUCCGUCUAUUCUUCGUCGAGUCCAUCUGUGAUGAUCCUCAAAUCAUUGAACAAAACAUUAAAGAGGUUAAGGUCAGCUCACCCGACUAUAUUAACAUGAAUACCGAUUUGGUGGUCCAAGAUUUCCUGCAACGUAUCGAACACUAUGAGGAACGCUAUCAGACCAUAGACGAGGAACUUGAAUCUCACUUGAGUUUCAUGAAGGUGUACAAUGCCGGUAAAAAAGUGGUGGUUUACAACAAUGAAGGUCAUGUGGAGUCACGUAUUGUCUACUACCUGAUGAAUAUACACAUUACACCGCGUACCAUCUAUCUAACACGUCACGGUGAGUCAGAACAUAAUCUUAAGGGUUUGAUUGGUGGUGAUGCCAAUUUAAGUGAACGUGGUCGGCUAUAUUCUAAGGCCUUGGCCGCCUACAUUGAGCAACAACAAAUAGAGGGUUUACGUGUGUGGACAUCAUGGAUGAAGCGAGCCAUACAAACCGUGGCCGACAUUAAGGCACCUCAAGAACGCUGGAAGGCAUUGAACGAAAUCGAUGCUGGUCAUUGUGAGGAAAUGACCUAUGAGCAGAUCAAGGAACGUUUCCCUGAAGAAUUCAAGGCCAGAGAUCAAAAUAAAUUUGCCUAUCGUUAUCCACGCGGUGAAAGUUAUGAAGAUUUGGUGGCCCGCCUAGAACCGGUCAUCAUGGAGCUGGAACGUCAAGGCAAUGUAUUGGUCGUCUCGCAUCAGGCAGUGUUGCGUUGUCUAUUCGCCUAUUUCCUGGAUAAAUCGGCUGAUGAGUUACCCUAUUUAUAUGUUCCCUUGCACACGGUCAUUAAGCUGACACCGGUGGCCUACGGCUGCAAAGUGGAACACAUAAAGCUACCCAUCGAUGCUGUGGACACACAUCGUCCAAAACCAAAAAUACCCGGUGAUGUAUCGUUGGGUCUUGAUGGUUUGAGCGGUGAAUUGGUUGCUCCCGAUGGUGUUGGUAAGGUGUUGAUUGUGGGUGAUGAUGUGUCGAAGGCAACGGCAAAUGGUGUUGGCAUCUGCGGCAGCGGCGGUGGUGUUCUAGGCAAUGGACUUGGUGCAGCCAUCAUCAACAAUAGUAGCAGCACCACUGUUGCAGGCGAUGACAAUGCCAAUAGCAUAAAACCAGAACAACAACAAUGAUAUCAUUAUUGCCACCAUCAUCAACAUAGAGUUUUAUUAAGACGUGGACUGCUGGCUCAGUUUCAUUUGAAUCGUUUUAAUACUCUGUA